This is a messenger RNA of Diospyros lotus (date-plum), 627 nucleotides long. RefSeq lists its product as uncharacterized. Bases 152 to 346 code for a protein of 64 amino acids. NCBI's taxonomy places the organism in Eukaryota, Viridiplantae, Streptophyta, Magnoliopsida, Ericales, Ebenaceae. The record is from RefSeq and is a predicted model, not a curated record. The transcript has 4 exons.
UAUAUAUAUAUGUGUGUGUGUGUAUAUAGAGGCGCCCUUUUUUCUAGACCAUUCCGAGGCUGCUAUUUUCUCGCGUCGUUGGGGUUAGGGCUACCGCGUAUCCAUAUCUGAUCUGUGAUUUGGGACGGAACCCUAACCUUUGAAAUCAACCAUGUCGACCAAGCAAGGUGGAAAAGCCAAGCCUUUGAAGCAGCCGAAGACUGAAAAGAAAGAGUACGACGAGCUUGACAAGGCAAACAUUCAAAAGAAGAAGGAUGAAGAAAAGGCACUGAAGGAGCUUAGAACCAAGGCUCAGCAGAAGGGGGCAUUUGGAGGAUCUGGACUCAAGAAAAGUGGGAAGAAAUGAGCUUUCUCUGGAGCAGACUGCAAUUAAGCUAUUAAGGUGUUAUAACUAAUGCAUGUUAGAUGUGCUUGGUUGGUCAUGGUAGCUUUGCUGGUUUCUGUUAAGUUGCUUUACCUUUAAGGAAGAGUGUCCCAUGUAUUGUCUUAAUAAAUUUGAUGCUGAACUUUGUUGUGGUUUUUCCACUUAAACAUGUGCCGAAUUUGUUUAUGGUUUGGCUUGGAUUGACAUCGACAGGGACAGGCUUCAACGCCGUGCAAUGGUAAAAUGCCAACUAUUUUCUCAUA